Messenger RNA from Alosa alosa (allis shad), 2368 nucleotides. RefSeq names its product adhesion G-protein coupled receptor G6-like. The record is from RefSeq and is a predicted model, not a curated record. Gene Ontology annotation, molecular function: G protein-coupled receptor activity. NCBI's taxonomy places the organism in Eukaryota, Metazoa, Chordata, Actinopteri, Clupeiformes, Clupeidae. Gene Ontology annotation, biological process: cell surface receptor signaling pathway; adenylate cyclase-activating G protein-coupled receptor signaling pathway. The transcript is spliced from 11 exons. Gene Ontology annotation, cellular component: membrane. The coding region runs from base 44 to 1855 and encodes 603 amino acids.
UAAGAGCAGACCACAUGAUGAUAUUGUGAGCUCAAUACAAGAGAUGGAGAUGGUCCUAGGGUGCAUUGAUUCGAAUGAGUCAGUCAUUCAGGGGAACCUGGCGGCCCAGUUCUACAAGCCGAAGGGGAGUUUUAACGGUCUGAAUUUCAAGGCCAAAAAAGAAAUGGAGUUGUCCGUGGAUGACCCAGAUAGUCUGGUGGAGGUGAACCUUCCUCCUGAGCUUCUAGAGGAGGGGGAGGACAACACUAUUAUGUUCUGCAUGAUCGAUGCUGUUGCACAAUUUGAGGAGCUGAGUGUCUCAGGUGGACGAAUCUAUGGGAUCAGCAUCUGUAAUAAGAAUAUCUCAGGGUUGAAUCAGCGCGUCAACAUCACAGUCAGUCUACCCAGUGCUGACAUAAGGGAAAACAAGGAGCCAAAUUGUACAUUUUUGGAUUUCUCAAGCAAUGAUUUCAAGACAGAUGGCUGCUUAACACAGUGGAAUAAAGCAGAAGAAAAAGUCAUCUGUUCCUGCAACCACUUGACCUACUUCGCUGUACUGAUGGAGCUCACUCAACGGGGCGCCACGCUGCUAACAAUCCAGUGCGGGCGUGCUAGCAGCCACGUGGCCGACCCGCUCGUCACCAGCUCACUCUCAGCAGCCGUCCUCAGCCUGCACUUUCCGCGGCGUCUCACCGCGGCACUCCUCCUCUCCUGGCGGGGCCCUAGGUGGCCUUUUCAACCGUCGACACUGUACCAAGCACCGGGGUUCGAGGGGGGGGGUCAGAUGAAGCUGCACCAACGCCACUCCGCUCUGUCGUUUCACCGACCAGGACAGACAGGCACCGGUUCUGCUGCAGCCAGACAACCGUUGCUGCCUCGCUCCGUUGUCCUGCUCUGCUCCCGGCCCUCUCCACUCCGUCAUGGACGCGACGAAGGCUUGACCCCCCAGAUGGCCAUGCUAUCGAACUCCACACAACAAACUUUUUUAAAGGCGCCGGCCAACAAGCCAACUAGAACGGGCGCCCACACAGCACGGUGCCUCUCAAACGCCCCCACAAGUUUUAAAGUUCAGAGUUCAGAGGGCCUUUCCGUCGAAGCUGCCCCACCGUCGCAGGCCAGCUCAGACGUGUCUAUGAAGAUCCAUAUGAAUUUGGCUUUAGCUCUGAUUCUGUUGAAUGCCCAUUUCCUGUCCAGCCCCUGGGCGGCCUCUCUGGCGCCCCCUGGUGGUUGUGUCUAUGUGGCCGUCAUGCUGCACUACAGCCUUCUGGCCACCUUCAGUUGGACGGCCAUCGAGGGCUUCCACCUGUACCUGCUGCUGGUGCGCGUCUUUAACAUCUACGUCAGGAGAUACCUGCUCAAGCUGGGCCUGCUGGGCUGGGGUGUUCCUACAGUGGUUGUGAGUUUAGUCCUGAUCAUCGACAGAAGUGUAUAUGGCCUUGUGACCGUCAUACCCCCUGGAAACAACACCGAUACCACACUACAAAUGUGCUACGUCAGCAGUGACGUGGUGAAGCUGGUGACCACGGUGGGGGGCUUUGCGCUGGUGUUUGUGUGUAACCUGGGCGUGCUGGCGGUGACGCUGCGGCUGAUGCUGCAGAUGCGUGAGAGUGAGAGUGGCGCCCCCUCUGGUGAGCAGCGGCGGCGCGGGCGUGUGUGCAGAGACGCGUGCUCGGUGAUGGCCAUCUCCUGCAUGCUGGGCAUCACCUGGGGCCUCGUUCUCUUCUCCUUCAGCCAGCUCACCCUGCCUGGCAUCUACCUAUUCUGCACACUCAACUCCUUCCAAGGCUUUUUCAUCUCCAUAUGGUUUUGCGUGUCCAGACUCUCCCCGAACUCAAAGAGUGAAAACAGCACUGAGACACAUAGCAUGCAAGGCUAGGACGAUGGAGUCACACACACUCAUAUAGGUUAACAUUUCAUCACCCAGUUAAAUAUACUAUCUAUAACCAUGGCAAUAGGCUAUUCUUAUCAUCAUAGUAAAAUAUGUUGCCCUAUUUUCUGAUGUUGGCCAUGUCCAGGUUAGAUGCAAGAGCAUCAUCUGACACACCUUGCAGGCUCCCUGCAUUUGUGUUGUCUGCUCAUUGUGUCCCAACCAUGUUACAAUUGUUUGAAAUGCAGUUUUGAUUCCAAGGCCUAGUGUAAGGUCUUCAUAAUAUCUUCUGUGCAAUUUUGAUUCCAAGGCCUAGUGUAAGGUCUUCAUAAUAUCUUCUGUUUUGAUUCCAAGGCCUAGUGUAAGGUCUUCAUAAUAUCUUCUGUUUUGAUUCCAACGCCUAAUGUAAGGUCUUCAUAAUAUAUUCUGUUUUGAUUCCAAGGCCUAGUGUAAGGUCUUCAUAAUAUCUUCUGUGCAGUUUUGAUUCCAUCGCCUAGUGUAAGGUCUUCCUAAUAUAGGGGC